UAUCUUCAGAAACCUGGACAGGCUCCCAAACUUCUGAUAUAUUACGCUACAACACUGCACUCAGGAACUCCGUCCAGAUUCAGUGGCAGCAGAUCUGGUUCUGACUAUAGUCUAAGGAUCAGUGGUGUUCAGGCUGAAGAUCUUGGAGAUUACUACUGUCUUGGUUUUCAUGGCAGUGGUGCGUUCACUUUUGGUGGAGGAACGAAACUCAUCCUUAACUUGGGUACAGUAAAGCCCACCCUGACCGUCCUCCCUCCCUCUAAAGAAGAGCUAGCGCUGGGCAACGUCACAGUGGUAUGUGUGGCCAGUGAGGGUUUUCCACCAGAGUGGAACCUGGGUUGGAAGAAGAAUGGCGGCGCCAUCACCUCGGGGCUGUUACUGUCUAGCCCGGAGCUCCAGUCGAACGGCCGCUACAAAAGGAGCAGCACCCUGAAAAUGACUGCAGACGAGUGGAGAAAUGCAAACACGGUGAGCUGUGAGGCCACCCUGAAAAACCAGAGCCCCGUCACUGCAAGCCUGGAGCCAAAUAACUGCUCCGAUUAGAGUGUCGGCAUCACUUCCUGUCUGAAACCAUGCUCUUUCUACUCUUAUUACGCUUUGAAUCUGUCUGCAGUAUUUUAUAAUGAUUUUCUGCUUCACUUUUUACUUUUAAGCGUUUAAUAUGAAAAUAAACUCAUCAAAUAAACAACAACUUUGUUCAAA
Messenger RNA from Cynoglossus semilaevis (tongue sole), 702 nucleotides. Its product is annotated as immunoglobulin lambda-1 light chain-like. The record is from RefSeq and is a predicted model, not a curated record. The transcript is spliced from 3 exons. The annotation marks the transcript as partial. NCBI's taxonomy places the organism in Eukaryota, Metazoa, Chordata, Actinopteri, Pleuronectiformes, Cynoglossidae.